Molecule: messenger RNA, 722 nt
Organism: Ostrinia furnacalis (Asian corn borer)
Lineage: Eukaryota; Metazoa; Arthropoda; Insecta; Lepidoptera; Crambidae
Exons: 2
Coding region: 276-722 (148 amino acids)
Biological process (GO): G protein-coupled receptor signaling pathway
Cellular component (GO): plasma membrane
Molecular function (GO): G protein-coupled peptide receptor activity
Source: RefSeq, a predicted model, not a curated record
GUACAGCCACAGUCCUCAGUACGACGCUAAAUAUUGCUGGACGCGGACGCCGCAUCCGCUAGCUUCUCCCGCCGCGCCUAAAUUCUUAUCUCUUAUCAGUAUAACUAACAUGAUACACCGCAUUACCUCACGAGCACUGAUAGUGUGUGAUACGCGAUAAACGAUUUAUUCCUUCGAACAUUACUCAUUAUCAAAUCCUCAAUCUCUAUUGUCCAUUCGGAUAUGUGAGAACGAUUUCCAAAAGUUUUGUAAAGUGCGCCAGAGGAACUAAAACAAUGAAGGUGCUAUUGUUGGUUGUAUUUUGCGUCGCGUCAGUGAAAUGUCAGUGCAGCACAAAAGAAAGUUUGAAUAUAACGAGCGGGGAACUAUUCUCCAACGGUUCAGUGUUACACGACGGCAUCGAAUACGUGAAGUCAUCCUGGUAUGAGGUCGUGGAAGAUGGAGUGUCUUCCCUGAUGGGUUGCCCGUGCAUUGGCCGCGUUUGUUUGUGGAAGUGCUGUCCAAACGGGCAGUCUCUGAAUUUUCUGAGGAAAUGCCAGGACUCUGAUACGUUGGGUGUGGAAAGCUUCUUCAGCCCACCUGUGUUCAAGGGGGUGGACCGAGUUAACGUGUUGGCACACGAAAAAUUCUUCUACAUAUCCAAUUUACUCUGCGACGAAAAGUACAUGGUCGAUCCUUCAUUACCUUACGAGGAAUUUUACAUUCAAGAGAGUACCAACUGA